AUGUCUUGUCCACUAAAAGAGAAUACAAUAGCACAAUUGCUAGAAGAGGAAGACGAUGAAGAAGAAAUUGUGUCGGAAAAAGAAGAUUUCGAAGAACAUAGUGAGCGUGAAAGUGAAACGGAGCAGGAAGCAAGUAAAUUAGUAUUGACCAAGUGGACGAACUUACGGAAUGUCUGGAUCCGAACAAACAAAAAUGAUGAAAAAAAAUCAGGAUCAGGGGCAAAGUCGUCAAAGCCAUAUGUAUAUAAAGAGCAAAUGGAUUUUUUGCGUAAAGUUGCUAGACCUAAUCCUCCUCAAGAGUCUGUUGCGUCGCGUAUAUCUCAACCAGGGACAGAAGGCAGUACUCAGUUUUCUGAAAAUUCGCAACCAAGCACUUCUAAAAGACAAAAGACCAUGCCACCACAGCAACAUAUAAUGGACUUAGAUGUCAAAAUGAGCGAGUUUUUAGACAGCAGGCUAUCACAACAAACUGAUCCCCCAAUUUUAUCAUUUUUUAAAGGUAUCCUACCCUCUGUUACGUCUUUCGACGAUGACGGAACGUUGGAGCUUCAAUCAGGUGUAUUAUCAAUGAUACAACAAAUCAAAAAGAAACGUGAAAACAGACUUUAUGCAAAUAAUUAUAAUUACGCGCGUGAUAGCACACGGCGAUCGGGGUAUUCGACACAGAACUAUAAUUAUUUAUCUACCGAUGAAUCCGGAUAUUCCUCUCAAAACCAGGCUGUUCUUACACCAUAUGGGUCUGGAUAUGAAAGACGUCAAACGUAUGAGGAAGGAUCUCCUGCUGCAUCUACUUGGUCGGAAAGUACUGAAUUAAAUUUCUCUGAUUUUUGA
This is a messenger RNA of Parnassius apollo (apollo), 831 nucleotides long. The record is from the annotation of a GenBank genome assembly. Lineage: Eukaryota; Metazoa; Arthropoda; Insecta; Lepidoptera; Papilionidae.